UCUUUUUAUUUCAAUAUCGAUUUAUUCUCAAUGCGGACAUGCUCCAGUCUCUUUAUGCUUUUCAAAAGGACAAUCGGUACUUCGCGAAGUGACUCGAAGCUGGCUGCAUACAUUCAGUCGUACCAACAUUCAUUUCUGUAUGAAGACACGUCGCGCAACGUAACCUCUUGUGCCGCGUAAGAUUCCGUACGAGUUAUUUACACCAAAGCCAUGGCAACGUUACGUAGAAUCUUAACAAUAAGUAUUCCACCUUAUCACGUUAUGUCAAUGAAGAACAAUGCGAGGUCAAUGAGUUUUCACAAACUAAAAAUAGCUCUUCGAAGCUUCUGGCGCUCGGACAAAGAUGCCCCCGUCUACGGUCACAUCUGUCAAGUUGGCGACCCAGUGCUACGCACGCAAGCUAUGCCGGUAGAACCGGAAAUCAUCUGCACGAAGGACUUUCAAGCGCUACUUGGACAUUUGAAAGACGUCAUGAAAUGGUACAACGCCGUGGGAUUGGCCGCGCCGCAGAUCGGACUUCCCUGGCAGAUAUUCGCAGUGGAAGUAACGAAGAGCCACCUCAAAAGUAUUCCCAAGGAAAUGAGGGAUGCUCAAGGCAUGGAGGAGAUACCUUUUCAAGUUUUUAUUAAUCCCACCUUAAGGGUCACGGACUAUACGGUGUUGCGAUUACCUGAACGCUGCGAAAGUAUUCGAGGCUAUUCCGCGGAUGUUCCGAGAUCAAAGGAAGUUGAGGUCACGGCUUUGACUGAGAAAGGAAAAUCUAUCACGUGGAUAGCUAAAGGCUGGUCCGCAAGAAUUGUACAACACGAGUAUGAUCACUUGCAGGGUAGAGUCUUCACCGAUAUCAUGGACCCGAAAACAUUUAAUUGCACUGCCUGGAACGCAAUUAACGGUUGUCGAGGUCGCAUCGAAUUAAAAUAUAUUCCGAAAUAGUAUUAAUGCCUAGAGAUCAUAUUUCUUGUGUAGUUUCUUUUGGGUAAUAAAAAAACGGCUGUCUUUAGAGACGCGCAGAGAGAUAUUUGUCAACUUGAGUGUACGGGGGAUUUGUUUGGGAGAGGUCAGGACAAUUUGCGCUAUUCUAAAAAAUAAGAUAUUUUUAUUGGUGCAUCUUCCAGGAUACAGUCAUAGCCGAUUAUACGAUAUUUGAACUACAGCUUAUGGAAUUUAUUCUGACGUAAUAUCAAUUUGACGAGCCGGGGAGAAGGGAGGGAAGGAAAAGAGGCUAAGGCAAUCGGAUAAGCACGAUAACGAUCGACGUGAAUUGAAAAUUAUUUUCUUUUUUUUUCUCUUUAAGACAGAAAAUCUUAAUUCUCAUUUUCUACGGAUAUUAAUGUUUAUCGAUAAUCAUCCCGUCGCCUUUGUCACUUCUCUCGAAUUGCCCAAUUACACAAAAAAUGCUUACGCGUAAUAUUGGUUAUAGUAAUUUCUUUUUUUUUCUUAUCAGAUUAAGAGAAUUAUGAUCGAUCAUUGUAAUAAAUACUUAGCGAAUUUAGUGAUUAAUCUUUACGUGUCUAACUUAGUCUACUUAUCAUUAACAUUUUCUCUCUCCUUUCUCCACUAAUCGUCAUAUCGUUAGAUCUCACGCGAUCCUCGCUCUCAUGCAUUGUAAUUAUUAAGUGCAUCGUGCCGAAUUAUACUGCAGAAAUGUUUCAUGAUUCUUCAUAACGUCCGUCAGCUCUCAGUGCUACAGGUAGGACGACGAGAGCAUUGCGUAACACGAUUAAUGAUAUUUUAACGUGAAAUAGCUAAAGUGUUAAAGUGUUUCUGCGUUUACUCAAUGUAUAAGGAUUCGAUAGAAAAUUCAUUUCAAUUCCAGGUUUCUCCUGUUGACUCGAUUUUUAUCUAUUAUAUAGUACUAUCUAUAGUACGAACUGUAAUGAAAUUAUCGAAAAUAGACGUUAACAUGUA
Molecule: messenger RNA, 1908 nt
Organism: Cephus cinctus (wheat stem sawfly)
Lineage: Eukaryota; Metazoa; Arthropoda; Insecta; Hymenoptera; Cephidae
Product: peptide deformylase, mitochondrial
Exons: 3
Coding region: 211-933 (240 amino acids)
Biological process (GO): peptidyl-methionine modification; N-terminal protein amino acid modification
Cellular component (GO): mitochondrion
Molecular function (GO): peptide deformylase activity
Source: RefSeq, a predicted model, not a curated record